Molecule: messenger RNA, 1305 nt
Organism: Lingula anatina
Lineage: Eukaryota; Metazoa; Brachiopoda; Lingulata; Lingulida; Lingulidae
Biological process (GO): proteolysis
Molecular function (GO): serine-type endopeptidase activity
Source: RefSeq, a predicted model, not a curated record
AGGACACUGAGAACCAAGAAGAUGAAGGUCCAACUUUUGUGUUUGGUCGUUGCCUUUGUAGCUGUUGCUAAUGGCAGAGCCCCUGUGCUUAUGUCAUCCCGCAGUAGGGACGUAGCCGGAGAUGGAAGGACGUUCAUUGUGAAAGUGAAAGACAAUGCCGACGUGAACCGUGUCAUCAUGAGAGGACGCGUGGUACUGAACAGACUGAUGGCCGCAGGCGAGGAGCCCUCCGACGCCGACGUCGGCAGCAGGAAGAUGGAAAUCGGGAACGCCAAGUUCUUCACCAUCCACGCUAACUCCAGGCUCUUGGAGUCUCUGCAAGAUGAUGACGACAUUGAGUUUAUUGAACAGGACACAUUGUUGUACGCUUCCCGAGUGGCUACUAACCUAUGGGGUUUAGACAGAAUCGACCAGGUGGAAAGCAAUCGCGACGGAUAUUUUGAUGUAAAUGCUGAUGGAUCGGGAGUUGACGCUUUUAUCCUCGACACCGGAAUCGACGUCAAUCACCGGGACUUCAGCGGCGGUAGAGCUGUAGACUUCAAGACACUUUACCCUCAGUUCAGUGAACCCCAGGGGACCAGUUCUAGGGAUGGGAAUGGACACGGAACACACGUAGCUAGUACUGUUGGUGGAAACACCAUGGGCGUGGCCAGAGGUGUCAAUCUGAUCGCCGUCAAAGUGCUCUCUGAUCAAGGAAGUGGAAGUACCACGGGAAUCAUUGGAGCUCUAGAGGAUGUGGCAGCUUAUGCAAGGACUUCUGGACGCAAAGGAGUCAUCAACAUGUCACUUGGUGGCACUGGAAGCAGUAUCAACUCCGCAGCAAAUGCAGCAGUACAAGCGGGCGUGACUGUUGUUGCAGCGGCCGGAAACUCCAACGAUGAUGCGUGCGGCUACUCCCCGGCUGGUGCUAGUGAUGUUGUCUGUGUUGCGGCCAGUACAAACCAAGACGCCAAGGCUUCUUUCUCCAACUACGGAGAAUGCGUAGAUAUCAUUGCCCCUGGCAAAGACAUCAUUGGAGCUGAUGCAGGAACUUCCUCUGGAACUGUUUCUUUGAGCGGUACAUCUAUGGCUGCCCCUCAUGUGGCUGGAGCUGUUGCUUUGUUUUUGGAAACCAACCCGAAUGCCACCCCAGCUGAUGUCAUGGACUGGCUUGUUACAAGCUCGACAAAAGAGGCCAUCUCUGGGUUCCCCGUUGCUCCAGCCCAGUACAAUGCGUUAUGCUGCCUGUUCGGCCUGGACUGCUGCGAAGGGUCUCAACCCGGUACUAACACUCCCAACAGGUUCCUCUAUGUAGGACACGUAUAA